UUUACAUAUGUACCGGGAAACACUGGCCGAAGACGCUUGAAGUAGAACGCUGCUAUUGCAGAAACGGAGUGGAAGAACGAUGCCGGGUUCUUCCGUUACGUUUCCUCUCUCCGCUGUUUCCAUGGAUUCCUCGUCUUCCUCUCCUCCUCCAAUUCUCAACCCUAUAGCCUCGCUAUCCUCCUUUCUUCACCACCAGCUCUGCCGCUUCAGUGCCGACCUCUCCACCCGAUUAGCCGCCGUUCAUCGUCAAGCCAUCGUCGCCAUCAGUUCUCCGGCGGAAUUUCCUUUCGCUGCCCUAUCCAUGGCGGCGCAAGGGCGUCACGCCUUCGAAAUCGCACUGAGCACAGACUAUAUUUCGCGGACACUUACGGGCACGGCAGUGUACACCGUCGGUAACGCCAAUAACGAGUUCGUCCUUGUAUCUGACCCCCACAAUGGGGCUAGAUCAAUCAGCCUCCUCUGUUUCCGGGAAGAGGAUGCUCAGGCUCUUCUAUCUCAGGUUCAGCUCCGGCAGCCGAUUUUGGGAAGGGGGGCAAGGGUGGUUCCCAUUAAUCUCGAUCAGGUAUAUUUGCUGAAGGUUGAAGGCAUUGCGUUUCGGUUUCUUCCUGAUCCUCUUCAAAUAAAGAAUGCACUAGAGUUAAAAUCUGCAGAUCGUUCAAGAGGCUUUGAUGGAGUUCCUGUGUUUCAGUCAGAACUUUUAGUUAUCAAGAAGAAGAAUAGGCGCUACUGUCCCAUCUACUUUCGGAAGGAAGAUUUAGAGAGGGAACUUUUGAAAGCCUCAAGGGGACCCAGAGGGCCUGGUCUUUCUCAACAUAUAAUGGUUGGUAGUUUGGAAGACGUUCUUAAAAAAAUGGAGGUGAAUGACAAUAAUUCUGGAUGGGAUGAUCUAAUUUUUAUCCCACCUGGAAAAAGUUACACCCAGCAUGUUGGCGAAGCUGCGUCAGGAUAAAUGAGCAUCUUUGUCGCUUCAAUGCCCAGCAGCAAUUCUGAAAGGAAAUUUAUUCUUUCCUUUAUUCUUUUCUAAAACAGGUUUGCCGCUAGAGCUUCUUAUUUAAUUCCUGGAUUUUCUGGCAGAUCUUGAAUUUUGAAUUUGAUCUAAUUUUAAGUGAGCCUGUGAGUCCGCCGAAGUACGAGUUUUGUUUAUGGCCGUUGGAAAAAUCUAGUAUAAUAUUAUGAUUGGAGAUUAGGGAGGCGGUAAAGAGGAGUAAAGAGAUGGAUGUUGCUGCUUUGUAUGGAGUUUUUCAUUCAAGGAAACUUAUCUUGUGUUUUUUAUUU
Messenger RNA from Phalaenopsis equestris, 1275 nucleotides. RefSeq names its product protein TIC 22, chloroplastic. The transcript is spliced from 8 exons. Gene Ontology annotation, biological process: protein transport. The record is from RefSeq and is a predicted model, not a curated record. The coding region runs from base 80 to 949 and encodes 289 amino acids. Gene Ontology annotation, cellular component: chloroplast. NCBI's taxonomy places the organism in Eukaryota, Viridiplantae, Streptophyta, Magnoliopsida, Asparagales, Orchidaceae.